Messenger RNA from Alligator mississippiensis (American alligator), 2868 nucleotides. It is a transcript of the gene KCTD19, whose product is annotated as potassium channel tetramerization domain containing 19. Gene Ontology annotation, biological process: protein homooligomerization. The transcript has 16 exons. Lineage: Eukaryota; Metazoa; Chordata; Crocodylia; Alligatoridae. The record is from RefSeq and is a predicted model, not a curated record. Bases 43 to 2829 code for a protein of 928 amino acids.
CCGCCGCGCGGGCGCCCGUUGGCGGCGCUGCCCGGGGCUGUCAUGGAACCAGAGAUAGAUAAUGAAUCCAUAGAGGAGGACUCAAUUCAUUUUAAUGUUGGUGGCUGGCAUUUUUCAAUUCCUAAAAGUAAAAUCACUCAGUUUCCAGAAUCUCUACUGUGCAAAGAAGCUUCUACACUGUUUGAGUCUGAAAACCCAAGAUUAUUUAUUGACAGAGAUGGAUCCAUAUUCAGACAUGUAUAUUAUUAUCUGCAUACCUCAAAACUGUCUUUUUCCAGCUGCGCUGAAUUGAAGUUGUUGUAUGAGCAAGCAUUAGUUUUGAAGUUGCCACCUUUAUUACAGACUUUAGACAAUUUGAAAGAAGGGAAACAUAACUUGCGUGUCCGACCUGCAGAUAUACCAAUAGCUGAAAGAGCAUCUAUUAAUUACUGGAGAACACAAAAAUGUAUCAGCAAACCAUCAGAGUUUCCAAUUAAAAAUCCAGCAUUUACAGGAUUACAUGAUAAAGCUCCAUUAGGGUUAAUGGAUACUCCAUUAUUAGACACGGAAGAGGAAGUACAUUACUGUUUUCUGCCACUAGAUCUGGUAGAAAAAUAUCCAACAUUAGUAAAUGAUGAUAAUUUACUAUGGCUUCUUGAGAAUGCAGUUCUGAUAGAGUGUGAAUGCAGUGAGUUCCGCUUUAUAGUUAAUUUCCUUCGCUCAGAGAAGAUUUUAUUGCCAGAUAAUUUUUCCAACUUUGAUGUUCUAGAAGUAGAGGUUGAGACACUGGGAAUUCCAGAGCUUACAAAUGCAGUACAGAUUUACAAGGGUGGUGAUUCUAUCUUGACAUGUGAUAUUGAAGAUCCAAUGAAAGGCAUAGAAAAUAAGAUACUAGAAGUUCAGAAAACAGCAAGACCCCCUUUGUAUGUCAUGGCACUUGAUCUCUUAGUAAAAUACCCUGAUUCAGCACUUGGACAGCUCCAUAUAGAAAGUACUUUGGACAGAAACAGGCUGUACAUCUCUGGGAAUGGAGUCCUCUUUCAGCAUGUCAGAAACUGGUUAGGAAUUUGUCGACUCCCACUUAUUGAAAGUAUGUCUGAAAUCCAGGAACUCUGUGCUUUCUUGGACAAAAGUGACAUCACUUAUGAACCAAUGAAAGAUGCUUUGAAAAAUUAUUUGAAACAAAAGACCCCUUCAGAGAUCAUGGAAUACAAUACAGAUUGGAGAGCAGAAGUAACUAUCUACUCCUUACAUCAGAUUGUGAAAAUAUAUGUAGGAAGUCACUGGUAUGAAACUUACUUACAAACCUUGCUGAAGUGUCCAGAGUUGCUGUCAAAUGGCAAAAAAGUGUAUUGGAUUACAUAUGGCCAGAGCCUCCUAAUCCAUGGAGAUGGACAAAUAUUUCGACACGUUCUCAACUUCCUUAGACUUGGCGAGCUGUUUUUACCAGCUGAAUUUGAAGAAUGGGCCCUAUUUUGUCAAGAAGUAGAGGAAUACAGAAUCCCUUCUCUACUAGAGGCACUGUAUCAGUGUGAAGCAUACAGAUUAUGGAAAAAACAUGAAAUUCCCAGUGAAGCUUUUCCAUUUAAAAGAUUAGAUAUUGUAACUUGGGAUAAGGAGCAUGAGUUCAGCAAAGACCCAAAAGAAGAACAUUCAUAUACUGCUGUGGAUUUCAAUAAAUGCUAUGGAAAUACUUGGAAUAAAAUAAAAGACUUGAAAGAAAAGCAGGACAGGAAAGGAGAAAAUGACAUGUAUGCCAGAAUAAUCUCACAGAUGAGAGGGACAAAGCGAAGAUUUAAGUCUGCAGGAGAUCAUCAGUCUACAGACAGUCAAGUGAAUUCCAGCUAUUGUAACCAUGCAGGGAGUCCUCCAAGGAAGAAGGGCAUAAGAAGCAAAUUGAAAAAGAAAUCCAAAAGUAAAGACUCAGCCACCCCCAUUAAGAAACUAAUAUCCCUGGUCAAGGACUGGGACACUGUGAACUCCAAAAGUUGUGAAUGCCAGCAUAUGAAACUAGCCUAUGAGAAUCUUACAGAGAGCACAUUUCAGUGCAAAGCAUUUGAAAAUGAGGGCUACACUAAUGAGCUUGCUGUUCAUUCUCCUGAGAAAGGAGGUCAUGCAGUACAGGAAAAUGAUCAAACCGUGCCAGAUGCAUUUGGUGCCCAAGAAAAACAUUUAGAACAACACACAUUCAAACAAAUUAUGCUGGCUACCUCAGCCAUUGAAAAACCCAGAUACAGCACUAUAGAAGAGCCUUACUCAACAGAAACAACUGCCACAUGGAGAGGCCAGGAACAAAUACAAGCAGAAAUGGUAAACGAUGAAUCGAAUGCUGUAACCAACGGAUUUAAUAAUGUAGGCUUGAUUCUUAAAGUUGAACAUCUUCCCAUUGUAAGCAGUGAUGGCUCUUGUCUAUACAAUGAAGAGAGUCUUAUUUACAGCACACAGCUUGAUGGCAGCAAACUGGCUAAUAGAAGUGCUCGUGCAUUAUGUCAAGAUAUCCUUUUCCUAAGUUUUGCUCUGUCACAUGAAGAGAUAUUCUAUGCUAGGAUGUGCCACUGUUUUUUGACUGACAUCAUCCUGAAUUCAAUCAGUCAGAAGGAUCCCAAGGAAAUCACAGACAAAGUUGUGACCCUAGUGAACAGGCUUUGGACCCUGCAGAUCACACCAAGAGAGUUUGUUGCUGAUUUGCUUAACACAAAGAAGUUUAAAGAUAACAGAUACAUUCAGGAAAAGCUACUUAGAUGGGUGGAAUUCACACUGCCGUUUGCAUGGAAGUACAGUCGCUGCAUGGAUGUACUGAUCAAGAAAGGGUACUCCAGAUCCAUAUCAUAUUUUGCCUUGGUAACAUAAUUUACAGAAGCUUUAAUAAACUUUGAUCUAGAUAUUUUA